Messenger RNA from Cyprinus carpio (common carp), 979 nucleotides. RefSeq names its product protein lifeguard 4-like. Gene Ontology annotation, cellular component: membrane. Gene Ontology annotation, biological process: negative regulation of apoptotic process. NCBI's taxonomy places the organism in Eukaryota, Metazoa, Chordata, Actinopteri, Cypriniformes, Cyprinidae. The record is from RefSeq and is a predicted model, not a curated record.
GUAAGCACGUCUUUGAAGUACGAAAUGAAAAGAAAAACCACAGAAAGACGAUAGAGAGCUUCGUAUUAUCUCUUGUGUUUAUGAGCAAAUGCUACGCGUUUAACUCGAUCAAACAUGAAUCAGGAGAAGUAUCCGCGAUCAUCCAUUGAGGAUGAUUUUAAUUAUGGCACGAACGUUGCGACGGCGAGCGUCCACAUCCGGAUGGAUUUCCUCCGCAAGGUCUACACCAUCCUGUCAUUGCAGAUUAUCAUCACCACUGCUGUAUCUGCCCUUUUCAUGCUCUGUAACCCCAUCAAAAACUUUGUGCAUGAAAGUCCCUUGCUGGUGUUGAUAUCUGCUAUCGGGUCCCUUAUCCUGCUCCUCGCCUUGGCUGUGUACCGUCACCAGCACCCCAUCAAUCUUUACUUGCUGUUUGGAUUUACUCUGUUGGAAUCUCUGUCUGUAGCCACUGCGGUGUCAUUUUAUGAGUACACCAUAGUGCUCCAGGCUUUUGUGCUCACGUCUGCUGUGUUCCUGGGUCUCACUGCCUACACUUUCCAGUCUAAAAGAGACUUCAGCAAGCUCGGAGCCAGUCUGUUUGCUGGCCUGUGGAUCUUGAUCAUUGCAAGCUUUAUGAGGCUUUUCUUCUACAAUGACACAAUGGAGUUGGUCUUCGCUGGGGCCGGAGCGCUGCUGUUCUGCGGGUUCAUUAUUUUCGAUACUCACUUGCUGAUGCAUAAGCUGUCACCGGAGGAGCACGUCCUGGCAUCCAUCAACCUGUACCUGGACAUAGUUAACCUGUUCAUCUACAUCCUGCGCAUCCUCGACUCCAUGAAGAAACACUAAAUGUUAGAUGCUCUUCUUCACUUUCAGAGGUGAAUUCUGCGUGCAAUGCUGGGAGUGGUAUAAAAAUUAUAUUCUUUAAUUUAAAAGAUUCCAUGUACAAUAAGUUAUGUUGUAACUAAUCAAAUAAUAAUAAUAAUAAAAAAAGUUUACCACA